Molecule: messenger RNA, 2802 nt
Organism: Exophiala bonariae
Lineage: Eukaryota; Fungi; Ascomycota; Eurotiomycetes; Chaetothyriales; Herpotrichiellaceae
Exons: 1
Coding region: 1-2802 (933 amino acids)
Molecular function (GO): nucleic acid binding; ATP binding
Source: RefSeq, a predicted model, not a curated record
AUGGCAGCGGGGUGGCAGAACAUAGCGAACACACACUAUGGCCAAUCAACAUCACUUGACCUCGCUCGGCACCAAACAUCUGCUCUGGCAGGUACAAAACGACAAGGCGACGGAACUGUGAGGAUCGAUUCAGCCCGUCAACCUCUCGUUCCUGUAUUUCAUGGGACGAUAUCUGGUGACCAGCCAGUUUCGGCCCAUUCUCGGGAGUACUACAAGACACGCUUAAAAGCAAGUCGCAUCCAUGCUGCCAAUGACAGCAACGAUAAUAAGCAGAGCCUUGGGAGGCCUCCAGUCUCCUUACCUCCACAUAUACCAUCUACGCCAGGGCCAACUCAGAAUCCUUUGCUCACACUUCGUCACCCGAGGUACGGGCUCCCUAUCAAAUUGGUCGAUAACUUUGAAGCAUGCGGAGUGCGCUCGAUUUAUCCAUGGCAAUCAUCCUGCCUUCUUGGGAGAGGACUCUUGACGGGUGAGCAAAACCUGGUUUACACUGCACCAACUGGUGGUGGCAAGUCACUGGUAGCUGAUGUUCUCCUCCUCAAAAAGAUCAUUGAGAACCCAGGAAAGAAAGCCAUUCUCGUGCUGCCAUAUGUAGCACUUGUGCAAGAAAAGCUGAAAUGGUUGCGAUCCUUGGUGGAUGGCGUCACCAAGAACACCGAAGAGUCACCCCAUCUUGUCCACCAUCCGACAUGGCAGCAAAGCAGCAAUCUGAUCCGUGUCGUUGGAUACUUUGGGGGAAGUAAAUCUACUGUCAAUUGGGCUGAUUGCGAUGUUGCGGUUUGUACCAUCGAAAAGGCCAACUCUUUGGUCAACAACUCAAUCGAGGAAGGUAAAGAUGGCGAGAUUGGUGUCCUUGUUUUGGAUGAACUGCACAUGCUCAAUGAUGAGCAUCGUGGCUACAUCAUGGAGCUGGUAGCAACGAAGCUGCUAUCCAUUGGCUCCAAUGUACAAAUUAUUGGCAUGAGCGCCACUCUACCAAAUCCUGAGCUCUUGGCCGACUGGCUCAGAGCAAAAUUUUACAUUGCAAAAUACCGACCCAUUCCGAUCGAAGAGCACCUAGUGUAUGAGAAUGGCAUAUACUCGACAUCAAAUGCCGACGACUUUUGCCGCACAGCCAGUCAACUAACGACACGCGGUCUCACUCCCACUCCCAGACCUCAGCCUUCCCGAACCAUUGAGUCAUCCGUACAUAAACAACUGGAAAGCCCUGUGUUGAACGCUGUUGUAGCCCUUGCGGUAGAGACAGCAUCUAGUGGGCAUGGGGCUCUCGUAUUCUGCAGCAGUAGGGCGGGAGUAGAGAGAAUGGCAAUAUUGAUCAGCGACGCCAUGCCAACAACAAACAUUGCGGCCGAUAUUUGGGACAAGAGGCAAGAUGUCCUUGCUUCAUUACGUGCCCUUCCUGCAGGCUUCGAGGCCACGUUCUCACAAACGAUCCUGCAUGGGGUCGGGUUCCACCACGCCGGUCUCACGGUCGAAGAACGUGCCAUGGUAGCCGAAGCAUAUGACACAGGCAUUCUCAAGGUUAUGGUUGCCACAUGCAGUCUUGCGGCCGGCAUCAAUUUGCCCGCCCGCAGGGUAAUUCUGAGCGGAGCGCGAAUGGGUCGAGAUCUGGUCGGACCUGCCAUGCUCCGGCAAAUGCGAGGUCGCGCUGGUCGAAAGGGCAAAGAUGAAGUUGGUGAAACCUACCUUUGUUGCCUGAAAUCGGAAUUGGAAGAUGUGGCAGAACUCCUCCAGGCAGAAAUCCCACCAGUUGUAAGUUGUCUAAUACCUGAGAAGCGUGGGAUAUCGAGAGCUCUUCUGGAGAUCAUCGGCAUUCGAAUGGUGUCGAGUCGAGAAGCGCUUGAUCAACAUGUUCAUUCGUCUCUUCUCUGGCAUACCACAGCUCAUGACGUGGUGAACAAAAUGGUCGACGCCUCAAUCGAGGAGCUCAUCAGUCAACGACUAAUUCAAAGAACAGAAUUCGAGAAUUGUUUAGAACCAACCAAAUUGGGUACGGCUGUGGUGGCUAGCGGUCUCACACCGGAAGACGGGGUUUUCGUCCAUUCGGAGCUAACAAGAGCUCUCCAAUCACUGGUCAUGGAUGGUGACUUGCACAUCUUCUACCUUUUCACACCUGUACAGACUACAGGUCUCAGUGACAUCUCGUGGUUGACAUUUCGGAAUCAACUCGAAGCCCUUGAUGAAAGUGGCUUGAGAGCUCUUGGUCUGGUUGGUAUCAAACCUGCAUUUGUCAAUCGUCUCGUUAAUAGUGGUGCGGAGCUAAAAGAAGGUACGGCGGAGGAAAUUCGGGUUGCCCGAGUCUAUCGUCGCGCGUAUGCAGCAUUUCAGCUGCGAGAUCUUUGCAAUGAGGCCACUAUCCACGAUGUCAGUCUCAAAUACAGCGUUCCAAGGGGCCAAGUUCAGAAUCUGUCCCAGACAUGUCACGGAUUUGCAGCAGGCAUGAUCAAAUUCUGCGAGCGGAUGCAAUGGGGUAUGCUGGGAGCCGUGCUAGAACACAUGUUGGACCGCCUUCGGGCAGGAGCUCGCGCGGAUCUGCUUGAGAUGGCCCAAGUUGCCUUUGUGAAGAGUCGCAUGGCGAGGAUAUUCUGGGAGAACGGAUUUAAGAGUGUAAGGGCCCUGAGCGAAGCAGAUCCUCAGAGUCUGGUUCCUGUCAUGAUGCAAGCCCAGGUCCGCAAAUUGCGAUUACAGGGUGCGGCUGCUGAGAAGCUCAAUGCCAAGCUCGUGGUGAAGGCGGGCAUUAUUGUCCAGAGUGCGAGUCGGCUCUGGGAAAGACAACAGAUGGUGCAGUGGGAGGAGGAGUAG